Molecule: messenger RNA, 1044 nt
Organism: Uncinocarpus reesii 1704
Lineage: Eukaryota; Fungi; Ascomycota; Eurotiomycetes; Onygenales; Onygenaceae
Exons: 2
Coding region: 1-1044 (347 amino acids)
Biological process (GO): fungal-type cell wall organization
Cellular component (GO): cell cortex of cell tip; plasma membrane
Source: RefSeq, a predicted model, not a curated record
AUGGCCUUUCCAUUCUUUAGCUUUUUGCGCCGUCGAAAGGCUCAGAACCAGACCUCUUCCCUGGCGCCCGGAGACCUACAGCGCCGCCCUUUCUCAAAACGACGUCUCUUCUACAUCCUUCUUUAUAUCAUCGCCCUGGUCUUUCUGAUUCUCGUCUUGAUCGGGAAUGUCGGCGAUAAACCCGUGCUUCGAGAAACAUACUUCCUCAAAAUCGACCUCUCUGAGAUCAUACCGCGUUCCGUUCCCGAUGCAGUUCUUAUAAACAGCAUUGCUCGCACGAUUGGACUCCAUGACUUUUACCAGGUGGGUUUGUGGAAUUUCUGCGAGGGGUACGAGGAUGGCUCAGGAAUCACAUACUGUUCUGAACCGAAGAAGAUGUAUUUCUUCAACCCCGUGGAGAUCUUGCUUAGCGAAUUGCUCGCUGGCGCAACGAUUGCGCUACCUGGCGAUGUUACCAAAGCUCUAAACAUCGCGCGCAUCGCAUCCCACUGGAUGUUUGGCCUCUUCAUCACAGCUACAGUCCUAACAUUCAUCUGCAUCUUCCUCGCCCCUCUAUCCAUUUCCACCUCGCCGCUCAAUCCCAGUUUUUCCCCCGUAGCAACGCAGCGAGCCCACUCUGCGAAGAAACGCUAUCUCUUCCCCCUUACGCUCCUCACCUUUGUCACCUUUCUCCUCACCGCUGCAGCAAGCAUUAUAGCUACAGUGAUGUUCACGAUAUUCAAAAUAGUCUUUGUGAAAAACGAGGCUGACCUGAAUAUCCACGCGCAACUGGGAACCCGGAUGCUAGUGUUUAUGUGGAUCGCUGUGGGAAUGACGGCUAUUGGGUAUAUAUUCCAUGCUGCAAGUCUAUGUGCAUGUUGCUGUCGGGGGUUGAGAAAGAGGCGACACGGAGAAAGACGUGCCGGUCUUCAGGAAGAAAAAGGCAUGUUUGGCCGGAGGGAGAAUUCUUCGUCCUCGAGGGGGCUUGGAAAUGAGGCCGACGAGAAGAGAGGUGAUACGAGGCGGAGGUUUCAUAGUUGGAGGAGAAUGAGGGUGGAUGGAUAA